Messenger RNA from Hypanus sabinus (Atlantic stingray), 2519 nucleotides. RefSeq names its product TAF5 RNA polymerase II, TATA box binding protein (TBP)-associated factor (gene taf5). NCBI's taxonomy places the organism in Eukaryota, Metazoa, Chordata, Chondrichthyes, Myliobatiformes, Dasyatidae. Gene Ontology annotation, biological process: transcription initiation at RNA polymerase II promoter. The record is from RefSeq and is a predicted model, not a curated record. Gene Ontology annotation, cellular component: transcription factor TFIID complex. The transcript has 10 exons. The coding region runs from base 17 to 2224 and encodes 735 amino acids. Gene Ontology annotation, molecular function: protein binding; RNA polymerase II general transcription initiation factor activity.
UCGUAAAAAGCGGCAGAUGGUGAAAAUGGCGGCGGUGCCGGAUCCGCCGAGUGACGGGCCGAGCCCGAGUCCCGCUGUCUCCGCGGCGCCCACCUCCACCCCCACUCCCGCCCCGGCCCCCGCCGUCGCCGCUGCUUCUCCGGCGCCCUCGCCGUCGCCCAGUCCGUCGCCAACGCUGGCGGUGAAGACGGAGACGGCGGAGAGCCCGGGGGAGGGAGGCAGGCCGGCGGCGGGUCCCGGCCCCGAGCUCAACGAGCGCCAGACCCUGCUCGCCGUGCUCCAGUUUCUGAAGAAGAACCGCUUCCGCGAGGCCGAGGAGACAUUGCGGCGGGAGGCCAGCGUGCAGGAUGCGCUGGACGACGCGCUGAGGACGGCCGGUCCCCGCGGCCCCGACUCCGUGCACCAGCCCGACGUCAGCUCGGUGCUGUCCGCCUACAGCAACCAGGGAGACCCCAGCCUCUACGAGGAGUACUACAGCGGCCUGAAGGCCUUCAUCGAGGCGGCGCUGGACGCGCUGAAAGCCGAACUGGCCAGCCUGUUGUACCCGGUGUUCGUGCACCUAUACCUGGAGCUGGUCUACAACGAACACGAACGUGAGGCCCGGCACUUCUUCCAGAGGUACCAUGGAGAUCAGGAAGGUUACUACCAGGAUGACCUGCGAGUGCUGGCUGGGCUGUCCAAGAAAGAACACAUGCAGGGUAACGAGACGGUUCUAGACUUCCGGACCAGCAAGUUUGUGCUGCGCAUCUCGCGUGACUCCUACCAGUGCCUGAAACGCCACCUGCAGGAGAGGCACAACAACCAGAUCUGGAACAUUGUGCAGGAGCACCUGUUCAUCGACGUCUUUGAUGGGAUGCCCAGGAGCAAGCAGCAGAUUGAGUUAACGUCUGGAGGAAUGGCAGGCGAGGCCAAGAGGGAGGCCAAUAAAACCAAGGUGUUCUUCGGACUGUUGAAGGAGCCUGAGAUUGAGCUGCCUCUCGAUGACGAAGAUGAGGAAGGAGAAAAUGAGGAGGGGAAACCGAAGAAGAAGAAGCCGAAAAAGGACAGCCUGGGGGCGAAGAGCAAGAAGCAGGACCCCAAUGCCCCUCCACAGAACAGAAUUCCGCUUCCUGAGCUGAAAGAUUCUGACAAGCUGGACAAGAUAAUGAUAAUGAAGGAAGCUGCAAAGAGGGUGAAGCUUGGUCCAGACUGUCUACCUUCCAUCUGCUUUUACAGCUUCCUAAAUGCCUAUCAGGGUCUCACCGCAGUUGAUUUCACGGAUGAUUCCAGUCUGAUAGCGGGUGGAUUCGCUGAUUCCACCGUCAGAGUAUGGAGCAUUACGCCAAAGAAGCUGCGGAGCGUCAAAGGGGCCACAGAUCUCAGUUUAAUCGACAAAGAGUCGGAAGAUGUGCUGGAGAGGAUAAUGGACGAGAAGUCUGCCUGCGAGUUUAAAAUGUUACUAGGACAUGGUGGCCCUGUGUAUGGGACCAGCUUCAGUCCUGACAGGAAUUACCUUUUGUCCAGCUCGGAGGAUGGGACGGUGAGGCUGUGGAGUCUGCAAACCUUCACCUGCCUUGUGGGUUACAAGGGACACAACUAUCCAGUGUGGGACACACAGUUCUCUCCCUAUGGCUAUUACUUCAUUUCAGGAGGUCAUGAUCGUGUGGCACGGCUCUGGGUGACAGAUCACUAUCAACCUCUGCGAAUAUUCUCCGGUCAUCUCUCAGAUGUCACCUGCACGAGAUUUCAUCCCAACUCCAAUUAUGUCGUCACUGGAUCUGCAGACCGGACCAUCCGGCUCUGGGAUGUUCUAAAUGGCAACUGCGUCCGAAUCCUCACUGGACACAAGGGGCCAAUCCACUCGCUAGUGUUUUCUCCAAACGGCAGGUACCUGGCCUCGGGUGCCACAGACGGGCGUGUGCUGCUGUGGGAUAUUGGGCACGGGCUUCUCGUGGGAGAGCUGAAGGGUCACACCGAUACUGUCUAUGCCCUGAAGUUUAGCCGUGACGGGGAGAUUUUAGCAUCAGGGUCCAUGGAUCAUACUGUGAAAAUGUGGGAUACGGUGAAAGCCUUUGAGGACCUCGAGACGGAUGAUUUCAGCACUGCUACUGGACACAUCAACUUGACUGACAACUCGCAGGAGCUGCUGCUGGGCUCCUACAUGACCAAAUCCACGCCCGUUAUCGGCCUGCACUUCACCCGCCGUAACCUGCUACUGGCCGCAGGGGCGUACAACCCACAGUGACAGGUCCUCCUCACUGCUGGCCCAGCCCACCCCAUCAGGAAUGGAAGCUAUUCCAAUUCUUGUUCCCCGAUCCCCACGUCGUUCUCAGAAUGAACAAAGGGUGCAUAUAAUUUCACGGUAUCCGUGGCAUUCUCAUAUUUAGCCCCGUCCUCCCCUUCAGCUCAUGCCGAGGUGGUACAUUUGCGACACAUUGCCGCACCAAGAAGUUUUGCAGUAAUGUGAGUGAACAGGGUUGUUCCUUGGUGUUUUUUUUAAAAAGUUUUGAUGAAAUUUACAAUAAAAUACUGAAAUCAGA